Messenger RNA from Melanotaenia boesemani (Boeseman's rainbowfish), 1151 nucleotides. RefSeq names its product immediate early response gene 5-like protein. NCBI's taxonomy places the organism in Eukaryota, Metazoa, Chordata, Actinopteri, Atheriniformes, Melanotaeniidae. The record is from RefSeq and is a predicted model, not a curated record.
CAGCGGGUUUCGGGGUGUGUUCAAUGUUUCCUCUCGUAGCUGACUUGAACGUUUCUCCCAGAACACACACACCGCCACAGAGAUAACUGAAAGUCGGGGUUUCUUCUCCGGUAGAGUGGACCGGGAGAGGACGCGGGGAUGAUCAACACUAUGGACUGCGCCGUGGACGCGCAGAGCUUGAUUUCCAUUUCCUUAAUGAAGAUCCACAACUCCAGGACGCAGAGAGGGGGCAUCAAGCUGCACAAAAACCUGCUCGUCUCCUACGUGCUGAGGAAUGCCCGACAGGUCUACAUCAAGGAAAAGUACGCGGAGAUCUACAGGAUGCAGCAGUAUGAGGAGGUCAUGACGGUCUGCAACGAGAUCCAGGAGCUCAACCCGCUGGAUCUAGACGCAGAGGACGGGGACGAGGAGGAGCAGACGCGGGCUGCGUGCUGCGGCUCUCCGUGCCACCCAGCCGAGGAGCCGCCAUCGGCUCACUGCCGGACUGCGAGCGUUCUCCCGGUCUGCGCUCCUCUCGAGGACGGCAGCAAAGACCCGGAGCCCUCGUUCUACCGGAGCUGCUGCAUGGAGGCUUGCCCGGUGUCUCCCUGCCACCAGUUCCCCGCAAACAGCGCGCACUGCAACAAAACCACAGUGCUGGAUCUGGACACGCAUGUGGUGACCACGGUGGAAAACGGUUACCUCCACCAGGACUGCUGCUGUGACGCGCUGCAGUGCGGCCAGGGAACCGGGGCCGGGACGGUGUCUCCGGCCAAGAAACGCAAGGUCGAGUUCGGUUAUUGUAUCUCCGACGCGGAGGAAGUAUCGGACUUCACGGCGUCGCGCAAAAGAGCGAAACGCGAGGACUGUUCCUACCCGGACUACACGGACACUUCCAACAUCUCCAACCUGAUCUCCAUAUUCGGCUCGGGGUUUUCGGGUCUGCUGAGCAGACAGGCGGACUUGGAGCAGAUCUGUAGCAAACAAGCCCUGGCCAGUCUGGGCGCGUGGACUCGAGCGAUAGUGGCGUUUUGAAUGAACACUUUAUUUCCAGGGAGGCCGGCUCAGCUGUAACGUCCAAGUAUACAAAACGCUUCAUGUUUGGUGGCCCUGCCAGCUUAUUUUUGGGUCCCAUUCCUACAUUACUGCACUUUCACAUUAGAUUGGUGGGA